Messenger RNA from Exophiala bonariae, 1749 nucleotides. RefSeq lists its product as uncharacterized. The record is from RefSeq and is a predicted model, not a curated record. NCBI's taxonomy places the organism in Eukaryota, Fungi, Ascomycota, Eurotiomycetes, Chaetothyriales, Herpotrichiellaceae. Gene Ontology annotation, biological process: DNA-templated transcription. The coding region runs from base 1 to 1749 and encodes 582 amino acids. The transcript has 5 exons. Gene Ontology annotation, molecular function: DNA binding; zinc ion binding; carboxy-lyase activity.
AUGCGCCGACAACAAACUGCUACUAAUCCUAAGCCAUCGAAUACAUCGACCAAGGAUCGAGUUGCCGCCCUUACUGACCUCGAGCACAGAAUGCAAACGAUUGCCGAGGAGGUCGUCAAGCGUUUGGGAUCUCUUGGUAGCGGCAUUGUGCAAGAAUUUGAAAAGCAGCAGCAGACAGGCCCAGGCAGUAUCAUUGGUAUACGCCCAACGAUGGAACCCCUGCAGACACAUCCACCACCACAUGCUCUUGCUACUGAUGGUGUUGGCGCACCUGUCCACAUUGGUGCCGAGUCAUUGGCUUCCAUACUCAUUGACACUUUAAAAUCUACCAACCCUAUAGCGUCUUCUCCACCAUCAAGGGCCGAGAUAGAGUUGUCCGGGCACUCCGCAUACGAGACCAUGCAAUUACUGUGUAUGGUGGACAAAGGCUCUACACACCCCUUUACGAGUCUUUGGAAGCCUGGAGCUACAGUGGAAGACAUCUGCCUCGCCCUGCCCGACAAUGAAACUUUUGAACAGUGCUUGGACACCUUUCUCGCAUCAGUCAACCUUAUCUCCCCUUCCAUUCCAUUGCAUGAAUUUGUGGUGGACGCCAGAGUCUUUUGGAGUGAGCGCUCCAAUGGUCAAAGGGGAGAGAGCGAGCUUCGGUCUACUUCGUGGCUCGCACUUCUCUUUUGUGUUCUUGCGAGCGGAUGCUCGUAUAGCAGUCUUCAAGGCAAGGAUAACGACUUGAGUUCCAGAGUCUUUGUUUGUUGCGCCUUCGAGCUCCUCCGGCUCGAUAACUACCUUCUACAGCCAACCAUCGAUAAUGUGCGAGUAUUGGCAGCACUGGCCGCAAAUUUACGUGUGCAGGAUAAUCCUGCUGCGUCUUGGUCACUACUAGGAAUGGCUAUUCGAGCAGCGCAAUCGAUAGGUCUACACUGUGUACCGCCGCCAAAUGAGAAUACUGAUGCGAUUGAUCGACAGUCUUGGGAUUUAUGGCAAGGCCUUGUAUGGCAAGACACUACGCUGUCGAUGUGUUAUGACCGGCCACCAGUUGCUUUUAUCGAUGGCUCUGUGAAGCGAUUACCUCGCCACAGCCCGGAAGGGUAUCCUUAUUUACAGAGCUGCUAUGGACUCGUGAUGAUAAUGAACGAUAUAUACCACGAAUGGACACAUGCUCGACGCGCCGGAUUGCGCACUCUCCCAGUAAUACGCUUCCAGGUCGCCGCCGAACAGAUUCUGCUAUGGGAAGCCUCCGCCGAGGAGUACCUACAGAAACGUAUCUGCUGCAAAGACGACAGUCAGCGGCUCCUCCACGACGUGUUCCAGAUCUUUGUCAACUUCUUCAUUUUUCAGCUCCAUCGACACCAUUUGGCUGUUCCGUUGUUCGCGAAUCAGCUACAGUCUACGAAUAAUUCGCCAGCAUCGAUAUGGGGAAAUCAGGAAAGCAAUGAAGUCCAGAAUUUGAUGUGUAUGGACCGUUGUGAGUACAUUCUUCACCGUUUCAUGUCUAUACGGCGGUCGAAUCCUCAAGCUAGUCGGUUGUGGAUCCUUAUGCAUAUCUCUCUUGGAUGUACUAUGUACCUUGCCAGCCAUCUCGAGAAGCAUACUGCUGGGCAACGAGAAGCUGAAUCUCCGGAUCAGAGCAAGAUUACAGCUCGCCACCAGCUGUUACGUGACGUGGCAGAGGAUUUGCAACAAGACCCCCCCAGCGCGAUGCACCCGCAUCAUGUGGAUUUUCUGAAUGCACUCAAGAACAUCACUUAG